UUCAGUGAGGCCGAGUGGGGCUGGUGGAGGGCGGCGGGAAGGAGAGGCCCGCAGCAGCAUGAGCGAUGUGGUCCAGGCCCCUAACGCCCAAGUGAAAGGGAAAGCGGAUCCAUCGCCUCUGUCUGCAAGAACAGCGAAGGAAGCGCCGCCCACGCCAGCAGGUCCCUCCCCGCUGAAAGCUGCGGCGGCCGCCACGCCUGUGCCAUCGCCGGUGCCAAUCGCGACGCCGGUGGAAGCGAGUGAGGCCAGUGCGUCAUCGGACGCGAAGGAAAACUCGGAAGUGGGGACAUCGGCGAGCAAGGCCAGCAACACGCGGAAGCGCGCCAGACAGCCCGGUGAAAAAUGUCGGGAUGAGAGGCAGGCGAAAAUUCGCAACCUGGCUGGUGUGGAGGUUUGCUCGCGCUCCAACCAGCGCCAUCCAGCGUCGGACUGCGAUCAGAGCUCUCUGGAGGGGGCUCCAUGUGAUGAUGAAGCAGGGCAACCCCUUCGUCCCACCCCAGCUGCGACAUCAAGGAGGCAAUCUGCUGGUCCAGCUCUGUCAGGUACACCUGAGAUCCAGAUAUUCAGUUCAGGAGUACUGGGGCAAGGGGAGAUCUACAGACGGACCGCAUGGUGGCAGAAGCGUGUCUGGCUAAUUCGCCAUGCUGAAAGCAUGGCAAAUGCCGAUGAGGACAGGUGUGGGCAGGACAUUUGUGACCCGCUAUUGACAGAACACGGACAUCAACAGGCACUCUCCCUGCGGAAGAACCUGACAGAAACACUAAGGAAUGUUGAUCCCAGCGAUGUCCUUUGGGUGAUAUCGCCGCUUCGAAGGGCAGUCGAAACAUUCAUGAGGGCAUGCCCGUGGCAGACUGCGCUUGAAGACAAUUCAUUGCAUGUGGUAGUGAAGAGUUUGGUGAGAGAGAAGAGGUGCGGCAACAAUGGCGUGGGGAGCUCUGAGGCUGAGCUUCGCAGCGACUACCCAGCUCUGAGUUCCGCUCUUCAGGACUUGGGUGAAUGCUGGUGGGGGACCACUCUGCAGGAGCCAAAGGAAGAAUUUGAGGAACGUGUGAGAACAUUCCGGUUGUGGCUGCGAAAGCAGACACUGCCUGUUGUUGUUGUUGUCAGCCAUUGCGGCUUCAUACGCCAGCUUACUGGCUUUGAGGCCAAUCUCAAGAAUGCUGAGAGCGUGGAAGUUUACAUUUAG
This is a messenger RNA of Ostreobium quekettii, 1186 nucleotides long. The record is from the annotation of a GenBank genome assembly. Lineage: Eukaryota; Viridiplantae; Chlorophyta; Ulvophyceae; Bryopsidales; Ostreobiaceae.